This is a messenger RNA of Paramormyrops kingsleyae, 1331 nucleotides long. The record is from RefSeq and is a predicted model, not a curated record. NCBI's taxonomy places the organism in Eukaryota, Metazoa, Chordata, Actinopteri, Osteoglossiformes, Mormyridae.
UUCCAGAUGAUCCAAGAACAGUGUGCUGACAGGAACAAUGUUCAGACGGCAGAGAAACCACAAGUGUCGUACAAAGUGGGCAUCUAUGGGUGGCGGAAGCGCUGCCUUUACUGCUUCGUGCUGCUUCUGAUGGUUUUAAUCCUGGUUAAUCUUGCACUAACCAUCUGGAUCCUCAAAGUUAUGAACUUCACAAUGGAAGGUAUGGGACAUUUAAGAAUUACAAAGACUGGUCUGGAACUUAAUGGGGACUCAGAAUUCCUUCGACCCCUCUAUGCCAAAGAAAUCCAGUCAAGACCAGGCAGUCCACUGUUCCUCCAAUCUUCCAAAAAUGUAUCCAUCAGCAUCCUAGAUGGCAAAAAUAAGGCAGUCACACAGCUGGUGGCAGGAUCCAGUGGAAUCCACGCCUGUUGCAAGUUGCUUGAGGUGAAAUCGAACACUGGGAAGCUGCUGUUCUCUGCAGAUGCCCAUGAAGUAGUUGUUGGAGCUGAAAAGCUGCGAGUCCCCGGUGCUGAGGGCGCAGUGUUCAGCAACUCUGUAGAAACGCCUCACGUCAGGUCCGAGCCCUACAAGGAGCUUAGACUGGAGUCUCCAACCAGGUCUCUGUACAUGGAGGCUCCAAAAGGUGUCCAGAUAAUGGCAGAAGCGGGAGACAUUCGGGCCACCUGCAGAAGCGAAAUGCGUCUGGAGUCAAAGGAUGGAGAGAUAACGCUUGAUGCCAGGAAGAUCAAGUUUCCCAGGCUGCCUGAAGGGAAGGCCUCAGCGACAGGCAGCAGACAGACUGUGUUUGAGGUCUGCGUCUGUCCCAACGGCAAGCUAUACUUAUCCCAGGCCGGCUCCGGCUCCACCUGCCACAUUAACUCUAGUGUCUGCCUAUAAAAAGACAGGAAGAUGGACCUGGAGCCCCACAUCCCCCCAGUAAGCUCUCUCCCCAUUGACAUAUAGACUGAGGAAAUUGCUGGCAAGUGGAGAGAGAAGAGACACUAAGUAAUGGCCUGUGAGGACGGAGAAGAGGUGUACCCAUGCAGAAGACAGACACUCACCAGCGAUUUCAGCUGCACGACAUGCCGGAUGAGAGAACAGAAAGAAGAGGAAAAGUGUUACUGUGACACAGGGAAGCCAGCAAAGCCAGCAAAGCAGUGUCUCAGUUAUCAUUAACAAAUCACAAAUCAGUUUUGUUCACUUCUAUUUUAAUGUUCACACAUUACAUAGUAUUCAAGCCAAAAAGCAUACUAAGAGUUUAAAUGCAUGCAAAUGUAAUGUGUCCUUAUAUUUGUGUAUAGUGCACAUAUUUACAGUAUCAACCAGGAACGCAGAGACAUCACCCCAUUGAA